AUGCUCACCAAGGCUCUGGCCGUCGCGGCUUUGGCUGCUGUCCCGGCCUUGGCAACCCCUGCCGUCAACGUUUACUGGGGACAGAAGGGCGUGGCCACAGAUAGGCUCAGGACCUUUUGCGAUGACUCCAGCUUUGAGUAUGUCACUGUCGGCUUCAUCAACAAGUCGCCCGAGCAGGAUCCGUCCAGCUUGAAGUACCCGGGAAGCGACUUCGCUGUUCAUUGCGUCGAGGCCAAGUACAAGGACCCCAACGAAGUGGACUCGAACCUCCUUGCCCGCUGUGGUCAGAUCGCCGCCGAUGUCCGGUAUUGUCAGAAGAAGGGAAAGAAGGUGCUUCUCUCUAUCGGCGGCCAGUGGGAUCCGCCCCAUACCGACUACACCAUCUCAAGCGGGCCUGCCGGCGAGUACUUUGCCGACUUCAUCUGGGGCGCCUUUGGUCCCUACAACAAGGACUGGGAGGGCAAGCCAAGGCCGUUUGACGACUACUAUGGCGCCGAGGAGGGCGAUGAGCACUUUGUAUUUGACGGCUUCGACUUUGAUAUCGAGCACAAGUUCGAGGACCAAACCGGCUAUGUUGCCAUGGUCCGGCGUCUACGUGGCUUGACCAGCCUGGACACGAGCAGGAAGUACCUCAUCACUGCGGCUCCCGAAUGCCCCUUGGAGGAUAAAUAUUUCAAGAUGAAAACCAUCAUCAACGAAUGCCAGUUUGAUGCCUUAUUCAUCCAGUUCUACAACAACGACAUGUGCGCUGGAGUGAACAACAACAACUUCGAUGCCUGGGCCUCGUAUCUCAAGAACACCGCCAGCAAGAAUGCCAAGAUCUUCCUCGGGCUGCCUGGUUCCAAAGCGGCUGCUGGUUCGGGGUACCUCCAGCCUUCGCAGGCACACGCUCUGAUUAACAAGCACAAGAACAAGCCGGCUUUUGGCGGUGUUAUGGUGUGGGAUGCCGUUUACGGCAGCGAGAAGUUCAGCGGCACCCGUUACUACGACCUCAUGCAUGAGUAUGCUUGCGGGCCGGCGUCCCCAACCACCACGUCCACCGGCCCGACCCCAACUCCGACUGCCUGCGUUAGGUGGCAUAACGUUGUCGGCGGCGACACUUGCUUUGAUAUUGCCAACUACUACGGGAUGACUCUGGAUGACUUGAUGGCCCUCAACCUUGGGAUUGACUGCCUGCUACUAGCGCUUGACCAAAAGGUUUGCGUGAAGUUUGGCAUCCCGCCUCCCGUCACCACUUCGACCACCAGCACUUCGACCAGCUCCAGCACUUCGACCAGCUCCAGCACUUCGACCAGCUCCAGCACUUCGACCAGCACCUCGACCAGCACCUCGACCAGCACCUCGACCAGCACCUCGACCAGCACCACGACCAGCACCUCGACCAGCACCUCGACCAGCACCUCGGCCAGCACUAGCACUAGCACUAGCACAUCUACCACCUCCACCACGGCCGAGCCUUCCUCCUCGGUUGAGUCCACUUCAACCGCCGAGACUGCCACCGAGACUGCCACCGAGACUGCCACCGAGACUGCCACCGAGACUGCCACCGAGACUGCCACCGAGACUGCCACCGAGACUGCCACCGAAUCCGUUUCUGAGUCUGUCUCUGAGUCUGCCACCGAGGCUGCCACCGAAACUGCCACGGAAACCUCCACCAUCACCUCCGCCCCUGAAGUCACUCCGACAACCAGCAGCGAAACGGCGACUGCUACUUCGACUGAGGACGAUGACACUUGUGAAGAUGAGGAGACUAGCACCUCAGCCGUAGAGUCCGCCACCGAGUCUGUGACUAUUACCUCGGCCCCCGAGCCAACCUCCACCAGCAGUGAUGUGGCUACCAGCACCUCGACUGGCGAGGACGACACUUGUGAGGAUGACGAAACCAGCACCUCCGCUGUCGAGUCCGCCACCAAGUCCGCUACAAUCACCUCUGCGCCUGAUUCUACUUCGACUGACAGCGGCGAGCCGGCCACCAGCACCUCGACUGAGGAUGACACUUGUGAGGAUGACGAGACUGGCACUUCGGCUGUCGAAUCUGUCACCGAGACUGCCACUGAGACUCCCACCGAGACUGCCGUCGAGACUGCCACUGAGACUGCCACUGAGACGGCCACAUCGUCCGAUGCCUCCAUUACCGGCACGUCGACUUCGGACGGCGGCGCCAGCCCCAGUAUCACCGCUUCCCAGAGCAUGACGACGUCGACCAUCUACACGACCACCACCUACACCAUAACCUCGUGCGCGCCGAGUGUGACUUCAUGUCCCGGCCGCGUCGUGACCGAGACUAUUGCCGUCAGCACCACUGUCUGCCCCAUCACUGAUGUUGUCGGCGGCCCCUCCUCCACCCCCUCGGUUGACUCGCCCGAGCCGACUUCCUCGGUCGACUCGCCCAAUCCGACCCCCGGUGAGGGCGGCGAUGAUGACGACGAGGCCGACUUGACCUCGACCACCGCGAUCACCACCACGCGCUUUACCACGCUGACGGUGCCCAAGCCCGAGCCUACCACUCCCGUCGAGGAGCCCACCACUGCCGUCGAGCAGACUACCCCUUCGUCGGCGCUCUCGUCGGCCCCGUCGGCCGGCUUCCCCACCACGUCGGGCUUCCCGUCGACGACUACACUGCCCGUAACUGGCGGUGCUGGCCGCAAUGCCGUGGCUCUUGGUGUGCCUGCGGUAGUGGCGGCGCUGUUCUUUGCUCUUUAA
Molecule: messenger RNA, 2703 nt
Organism: Chaetomium globosum CBS 148.51
Lineage: Eukaryota; Fungi; Ascomycota; Sordariomycetes; Sordariales; Chaetomiaceae
Exons: 2
Coding region: 1-2703 (900 amino acids)
Biological process (GO): carbohydrate metabolic process
Cellular component (GO): extracellular region
Molecular function (GO): chitinase activity
Source: RefSeq, a predicted model, not a curated record